This is a messenger RNA of Apis cerana (Asiatic honeybee), 1602 nucleotides long. RefSeq lists its product as uncharacterized. Lineage: Eukaryota; Metazoa; Arthropoda; Insecta; Hymenoptera; Apidae. The record is from RefSeq and is a predicted model, not a curated record.
UUUCUUGAACCUCGCAAAGAGGACCGGUUCCGAUUCGGCUACUUCUCGAAAACCGUUGAAGAAUACUCGUGAUUAAAACGAGAUUACGCGAGGAAUAUUAAUACGAAAGUAUCGUGGCUACGCGACGAUAAUCCUAUAAUCUUGGACUCCCCGUCCUCCAUUGAGCGCCACUGAUCUUCCGAUGCACCAAGUCCUCCACUCGAUCGCGAGUUUAUCGGUCAGUCCGGUGGCAGGCGCGUAUAAGACGGUAUAAAAGACCGAAGCGGAAUAGACGCGCCGACAAGUUUGAUAUCGGGACUGCGUUGGAUCAUUUUCGAGACGAGAUGCGUCCCACCGAAUUGAUCGUCCUGCUGUCCGUGGUGCUCGUCUCGACGAUCCUAAUCGAGGCGCAUCCCUUGGCCGAUCUGAUCGAGCAGCAGCAGAACGUGCAGGAAGCGGAAGGGAGGGCAGUCGUGGGGAAACAGGCUGACUCGUCCUCCAGCCAAGAAGAUAGCAGUAGCGAGGAGAAAAGGGCGAAGGGUAAGGUUAAGAGGGAGGCGGGCGAGGUCGUGCAGAUUUUAACGGAGGAAGGGGAACAAGUGCCCGCGAGGUUGGAGAGAUCGGCCAAGAAGAAACGGAACAAGAACGACAACGACGACGACGACAGCAGCAGCAGCAGCAGCAGCAGCAGUAGCAGCGAUUCCAGCGAUGACGAUGACGAUAAGAAGAGGUCGAGGAAGAAGAAGAAGAAGAACGACGACGACGAUAGCGACGAUAGCGACGACGAUGAUUGCAAGAGGCGCAAGAAGUCGAAGAGGAAGGGCGGUUGCAACGAAGACAGCGAUGACGACGACAGCGAUGACAAUGAUUGCGGGAGACGCAAGAAGUCGAAGAGGAAGGGCGGUUGCAACGAAGACAGCGAUGACGAUGACAGCGAUGACAAUGAUUGCGGGAGACAUAAGAAGAAGAACAUGAACGAGGAUGAUAGCGAUGACGAUGACAAGGAUGAUUGCGGGAGACGCAAGAAGAAGAAGAAGGGCGAUUGCAAUGGCGACGGUGACGACGGUGACGACGAUAACAACGGUAACAACGAUAACAAUGGGACCGACGAUGAUUGCAAAAAUGGAAUAUGCAUAAGAAAGUACAAGAGGGAUGUUGAUGCACAGGACAAUGAUUCGACGAGCAAAUCCUCUUCCGAAGAGAAGAAUAAACCGCGGCAAUUGUAACUGGUUAAACUCUAUAAAAAAAAAAAAAAAAACCGAGUAGUGGCGGUCUCUUUAACGUAGAAAGCGAUUUUCAUCACUUUAUUUGGAAUACGAGAAAGUUGAAGAGGGCUAGAGGCGGAAACGCGGACGAACGUCGUAAUUUACGAGGGGAAAAAUGCGGCGAAUGAGGCAAUAUGUAUUCUGUUUAUUACCAAUUGCUCGUUCGUAGAUAACGGAAAUUUAGAUAAAAAAAAUAAAAAAAUAAAAUAAUAUAAAAUACGUUGCAUCAGUUAUUUCAUCAUAAAUAACGUGUAUCGUAUCAUCGUUUUUCUAUAUUCUAUCAAUGUAUGUAUUUAUGACUGACGUUUUUCUUCUUUAAAAAAAUUGCUAUGAUAAAUAAAGCGUGCCUUUAGAUUAA